Messenger RNA from Zeugodacus cucurbitae (melon fly), 1170 nucleotides. Its product is annotated as gustatory receptor for bitter taste 22e-like. The transcript has 2 exons. Bases 1 to 1170 code for a protein of 389 amino acids. NCBI's taxonomy places the organism in Eukaryota, Metazoa, Arthropoda, Insecta, Diptera, Tephritidae. The record is from RefSeq and is a predicted model, not a curated record. Gene Ontology annotation, biological process: sensory perception of taste. Gene Ontology annotation, cellular component: membrane.
AUGUGCGCGCGAUAUCGCAUACAUUUUACCGACUUUAUUUUGAAAGCCACUGUUUCCGCCGCUAACUUCCUAGGCAUACUGCCAUUUCGCUACAACAAAAUUAAGCGCCGUGUGGAGUCUUCGAAAUUCUUGAUUAACUAUACUAUCGGCAUCAAUGUGAUCACGGUCAUUUUGCUCAUACUCUCCUGGCCGACACAAGAUCAUCUAAAUGUGGACAUUUUGCAGCGCAAACCGAUUGUGGCGCUCGUGAAUAGCGUAAAUUUAUAUAGUACGAUGUACACGAUAGUGCUAAUUAUUUGGGCGAACUGGCGUGAUCACAGGCGUCUCUUGGACUUCUUCAAUGCCUGUUGGUUUAUGGAAUGUGAGUGCUUUCGCAUUUUCAACGAAUACCAGCAGGAAUGUGUGCAAUUCGAUAAGUACAUCAUAUGGAAGGGUGUUCUAACGGUGUUGCAAAAUAUCUCAUUCGUCAAUACGGUUUAUGAUUUCGAGAACUAUAGCUUGUUUUUUCGUGUGUUGCUAAUAAUUUUCGUAUAUUUCUUGCUGAAUGUAAUGCUGAUUACCAUACAGCUCUUCAAUAUCUGUGUGCUCUAUCAAUAUCGCGGCUUUUGGGUGCUCAAUCGUCGGCUGGAGCAUAUCAGCGAGCUGGAAUUGCGGCAAUGGAAUGUGGUGCAUAUCGAAGAGGAAAUUAGUAGACUCUCUGGCAUUUACUUGCGUUUGCUGCGCAUUUGCCGAAGAUCUACGAUUAUGUACGAGCAGCAAACAUUGCUGAUGAUCGCCGUGCUGUCGGGUGCGAAUAUUUUGGGCCUGUUUUUUGCAAAGAUCAUUUGGACCGGAAAGGUGCUGGAAAUGAGCGCCUGGAGUAUCUUCUUUAAUCUACAAAUGAUUCUAAUUAAUCUUAUCGAUUUUUGGUUAACGAUAACCAUCUGUGAAUUGACGGUGAAUACUUCAAAAAGAACGUCGGAUUUGCUACGAAAAUUUAAUGAUUAUCGACAUUUAGGCAAAGGCCUGGCGCGAAAUAUGGAGCAAUUUGCAUUUAUUUGUUGUGAUAAUCAACUGAGUUUCCGUGUAUGUGGCUUGUUUGACCUUAAUCACGUGACCGGCUGUCAUGUUCUCUUCACAAUGAUUUUAUAUUUUAUAUAUUUCGUUCAAUUUGAUUAUAAUGAUUUAUGA